ACUGGCUCCGCUCUCGCCGCUGCUGCUGCUGCGGGAAUCGAAGCUGAAUCUGCUCUCCUGUCCGCAAGCAGCCAGCAGCAGCAGCAGCAGUAACAGCACGGGUCGGACCGGAGUAUGAUCACAGUCCGGAGAGCAUAGAUGUGCAAAACCCCUGGAUUAUCCUGGAGAGGCAAGAACCGAGCACCGUGGAGGAGGACUGUUUUUAUCUAGUCUUCUAAAGGGAAAGAGCCACGGGGGAAGCAUGGCAGUAGAAGAGGAAGGUCUGCGGGUUUUUCAGAGCGUUAAAAUAAAAAUAGGAGAAGCAAAAAACAUCCCUCCUUACCCGGGGCCGAACAGGAUGAGGGACUGCUACUGCACCGUCAACCUCGACCAAGAAGAAGUCUUCAGGACCAAGAUCAUUGAGAAGUCACUUUGUCCGUUCUAUGGGGAGGAUUUCUACUGUGAGAUCCCACGCAGCUUCAGACACCUCUCCUUCUAUAUCUUCGACAGGGACGUCUUCAGAAGGGACUCCAGCAUCGGCAAGGUUGCGGUGAAGAAAGAGGACCUGCAGAAAUAUCACGGCAAAGACACCUGGUUUCAGCUGCAACCUGUCAGCGCUGAUUCAGAGGUGCAGGGAAAGGUGCACCUGGAGCUGCGUCUGAGUGAAGUCAUCACAGACAGCGGAGCAAUCAACCAUAAACUGGCCACACGAGUGUUGGAGUGCCAAGGCCUUCCAAUCGUCAACGGCCAAUGUGAUCCCUACGCUGCUGUGUCCUUACUCGGACCUUCCAGGUCAGAGGCAAAGAAGACCAAAGUGAAGAGGAAAACCAACAAUCCACAGUUUGAUGAGGUUUUCUAUUUUGAGGUAACACGUCCGUUAAGCUACACAAAGCGUCAGUUUGAUGUCGAAGAAGAGGACGUUGACAAAAUGGCACUGAGGGUGGAUCUGUGGAACGCCAGCAACCUCAAGUUUGGGGAUGAGUUUCUUGGAGGUGUGCGUGUUCCUCUACGGGUCCUGGGUCAGGCAGGGGUCCACGAUGCAUGGUACUUUCUCCAGCCAAGGGAGAACGGAGGGAAGUCAGUGAAGGUAGAAGAGCUCGGCUCUCUGCGUCUGAACAUCGUUUACACCGAGGACCACGUCUUCCCCUCCGAACACUACACCCCCCUCAGAGAUCUACUGCUGCACUCUGCUAAUGUCGGGCCUGUCUCAGCGUCCACGGCUCAUAUCCUGGGGGAGGUGUGUCGAGAGAAACAAGAAGCCGCCAUUCCCCUCGUGCGGCUGUUUCUUCACUACGGCAAGAUUGUGCCUUUUAUCAGCGCCAUAGCUCACGCUGAAGUCAACCGCACACAGGAUCCAAACACCAUUUUCAGGGGAAACUCGCUGACUUCUAAGUGCAUUGAUGAGACCAUGAAGCUGGCAGGAAUGCACUAUCUGCAGGUCACACUCAAACCCAUCAUAGAUGAGAUUUGCACGGAACACAAACCCUGUGAAAUCGACCCGGUGAAGCUCAAAGAGUCGGAGAACCUGGACACGAACAGGGAAAACCUUCGUCAGUAUGUGGACCGGAUCUUCAACGUCAUCACCACCUCUGGCGUUCGCUGCCCGACCGUCAUGUGCGAUAUCUUCUUCUCAUUGAGAGAAUCCGCAGCCACACGUUUCCAAGUUGAUCAGGAUGUGCGGUACACAGCAGUGAGCAGUUUCAUAUUCCUGCGUUUCUUCGCUCCAGCCAUCCUCUCCCCCAACUUGUUCCACCUCAGGCCGCACCAUCCAGAUCCCGCAACCUCCCGAACCCUCACCCUCAUCUCCAAGACGAUCCAGACCCUGGGAAGUCUUGCCAAGUCUAAAUCUGCCAAUUUCAAAGAGUCUUACAUGGCUGCAUUUUACGACUACUUCAACGAGCAGAAAUAUGCGGACGCUGUGAAGAAUUUCUUGGACCUGAUCUCGACCUCGGGGAAGUGGGAUCAGAAGAGCAUCGAAACACCGAUCAUGCUCAAAGAGGGAUUCAUGAUCAAGAGGGCUCAAGGAAGAAACCGGUUUGGAAUGAAGAACUUCAAGAAGAGAUGGUUUCGCCUCACCAACCACGAGUUCACCUACCACAAAACAAAAGGUGAGGGCGCUCUGUGCAGCAUCCCCAUAGAGAACAUCCUGGCUGUGGAGCGGUUAGAGGAGGAGUCCUUCAAGAUGAAAAAUAUGUUCCAGGUCAUCCAGCCGGAGCGAGCGCUCUACAUCCAGGCCAACAACUGCGUGGAGGCCCGCGACUGGAUCGACAUCCUCACCAAAGUCAGCCAGUGCAACCGCAAACGUCUGAGCACCUACCACCCCUCAGCCUACCUCAACGGACACUGGCUCUGCUGCAAAACGUCGACAGACACAGCGCCGGGGUGCUCGCCUUGCACUGGGGGCCUCCCUGCAAACAUCCAGCUGGAUGUGGACGGAGACAGAGAGACAGAGAGGAUCUACUCGCUGUUCAGCACAUACAUGACCAAACUGAUCAAGAUGCAAGAGGCCUGUGGCAGUAAGUCUGUGUACGACGGCCCCGAGCAGGAGGAGUACUCCACCUUUGUCAUCGACGACCCCCAGGAGACCUACAAAACCCUGAAGCUGAUCAUUUCAGCCGUGCAGACGCUGGAGCAGCAGCACACCAAGUACAAGCGGGACAAGUUCAAGAAGACAAAGAUCGGCAGCCAGGAGCAUCCAAUAGGAGAUAAGAGUUUCCAGUGCUACAUCCGCCAGCAGUCUGAGAGCUCCACCUACUCCAUCUAGCUCUGGCCCUGUGAACUGUUUCUAUGAUGCCCAGAAACCAGCAUAUCUUACUUUACUGCAGAGAAAUCCAUCGUAACAGUGCUUCAUGUCUGCUGUUGAGAUUUCAAUCUCUACUUCUUUGAAUCAGAAGUUUUGGAAGCAGGUGAUGUCUGUGCAAGGAUUAAAAGAGUGAAAAGUCUAACCCCAGACUGACUGAGCUGAAGGACUAGAUGGACUCUUCUUCUGCAGUCUUUUAAGGUGCAUCGCUCCAAACGUGGAGAACAGACCUCAGAUCAACAAGAAAAAAAAGGAGGAGUUGUGGAUGAAAGGAGGGAUAGAAAGAGAUAAUCAUAGCGUGCAUCUUUUGAGGACUCCUUCCUGCGAUACGACGAGAACAAACGUUUUCACUGGACGGUUCUGACAGUGACCAAAACGCACUUUAAAGCCUCCAAAUCUCUGGAUGAACAAGCCUCGCAGCACACCUUCAGAAAGCUUCUGUCCUCUGUUUGAUUUGUGUUUGUGUAUCUUAAUGCUCGUUGAAAUGUUCUGUUGUGUUUCACUCGAGGAAGAAGGAAGGAAGGCCAAUGAUUUGUCCCUUUUUCAGGCGGUGUUGUUCCCAUGUACCUGUUUUUAUUUUAUUUAUUUUGUCCCUCACCUCCUCAGGAAGGCUGUGAAGAGGGAGGGAACAUGAGAAAGGGAUUAUUGGGACCAAGCACAGCCGAAAAACAGCCUGAUGUUAGAAAUCAAAGUCACCUCUCAAACUAGUUCAUCCCUAAGUUUUAAUUCUCAUCGUCAGUGUGCUUACUCAUGGUCACAUUUAUGUUUGAGUUCAAAACUCGUGCAGCUGUGGUUUGAUAUCAUGUUUUUACUUCCACUGAGUCUAACAAACAUGGAUGCCUUCUCAUGUCUUUAAGAGACAGCAUGUUGAGCAGUCUGUCAGUUCGGUUGAGUUUACGGACAUCAAGCUGCAGCCUCUCUUAGAAGUAAGACAAAAUACCCAAAAUAAGAUCAACUUAAAAUUAUCUGUGAACAAAAAAGUUUAUGUAAAACUUCUGUUCAAUUUAGGAGCAGAUUAGCCCGCCUAGACUCCCCAUGGACUAUGAAUAUCUUUGAAGUGGAAAUUCUUGCAUAAGCACAAUUAAUUCAAUUAAUUAUAUGCAAUCAGUAGCCACUCAUUAAGAGCCCCUGACCAAUAAUUAAAGAUCCAUUAAGCGACUCUGCAAUCAAUUAAUCAAGCUCUAUUUAUAGAGCACCUUUCAUACAGAUUAAAUGCAACUCAAAGUGCUCUAAAAUCAAGAAAGAAGCAGAAAUAAUAUAAAUGACAUAAAUAAACUAAAAUUAUAAUAUGUAAUUAUAAAAUAAGCUAAAAAAAUUCAAAAUAAGAAAAAGAAUAUAACUGUUUAAAAUGGAAAUUAUAAAAAUUGGAGAUGCAAUAAAGGCACUAAAAAUAUUAAUAUAAUUGAGGAGACAAUAAAAAAUAUUUUUUAGAUUAAUACAAUUAUGAAACUCUGCAUAAAAGCCAGCCUGAAUAGAUCUUUUUUUUUUUUUCAUUUGCAGCUCAGUAUCUUGAACUGUACUUUAUUAGAUAUGCAUUAUUAUUAUAUAUUAUUGUAUUUUGCUGCUUCUGAGAGGUGCUGACUCUUCUUCCUGAUGUUCAGUAAACUCAGCUUGACUCAAUUCAUCCUCAAAAUUAAAGCUUUGAAUGAAGGACAAAAAACUAUCCCAGACUAAAGAGCGUGUGUCAGCACAGCUGGUUUAUAAUGGUUCCUAGCUUAACUUCUAAUCAAUCAUUGGACUAUCAUUCUAACUUGUCUCAGUUCAUAAUCGUGAAAUGAAUCAUGUGUUACAGGUUGUGUCGCCCUGUUGGCUGCCUCAUAUUCUAACUCCUCUGUUCUGAGUUUAUCUCGUCUUGUUUUGAAAACGCUGCCCCCUGUAGUUGAAACCUGUUCAUGUGCACUCCUCUGAUAAACUGCCUGCUGUGAAUCUUACCAGUCAGCAACCCGAGAGCCUGUUUGAAGGUACACGAUUAAUUGUGUUGAAACGUUUGUGUUGUCAGCGCUCACGUCCAUUAGCUCUCACGUUUUUCGCCAAACCAGUGCAUGUGAAGUUUAGCUGUAAGUCGCAGCGACGGUAGCCUCCAUGGUCACGUCUGUGCGACCACAGUUUUUAUUUAUAACUGGUUAUGUAGCCGAGUAGUUGUUCACAGGAUCCCGAUCAGUGCCAGUCAUCACUUUUAUAAAAUUCUCUUUUUAAAAAACAAACAAAAAAAAAGUCAUGGUUAAGAUGUUUUUUUUUUACAUCUCAAACUGUUUUAAAAAAGAAUAUUCCAGUGGCACCUUUUUCUUUGUCAAACACGUUGAUCUAUAAGGAAGUUUCUCAACAGCUUUGACUCCGUUUUCUAUCUUCGUCUUGUCAUACAGAGAUCUUGCGGUGCGUCUGAACUGAAUGACUGACUUGUGUGCGUGUGCGUUUGUGUGUGUGUUUGUCGGUAUGUGCUGGAGAGACUGAAAUGAAGGGUUGUAUUGCCAAUGAGUUGAGUACACCCAGUGUUACAGGUCAGGAAAGGUAGUGUCCCACUUAAACAAAAGAGAAAAUCACUGCCUGUAAUUAUCCUGCAGAGAGGAGGACUGUGGAAGCAGCUCCUCGUCUCUGUCCUGAUCUGGUGUCUCUCUUUUAUCCUCUUGUAUAGAACCACUGCUCCUUUUUUAAGGAACUUUUGCCAAUAUAGUCUCCCAAAAUGUAUGUAAAACAGUAAUAACAAUGAUGACACGGCGUUGCUUUAACCUCUGAACUUUGGUGAGUGUUUGUUUCCACCAGUCACUAACUCUCCUCAGGUUUAUGAAACUCAGCAGCUUUUUUUUUGUUGCCAAAAACGGUCCUGUGUCUCAUCUCUAACUUGGUAAUCAUAUUUAUUAUCAUUUCAGCAAAACCUUCCCAGAAACAUUGGCUGGGCUGUCGGGGUAAUGCCAUUUCCUGUAAUGGUGACCCCACGAAGGACUGACUUAUGCAAUAACGGUGUUUCAGCAUGCAAUAAUAAGAACAACCCUCCAUAAGCCCCAAAAACGUCAAACUUAUCAAAAAUUAACGCACAUCUGCAGCAAAAUGCCUCUUUGGAUGAACGCAUAUUAUAAAGGGAGAACAGUGUAUUUUGUACAAAUAUUUUAAAAGUAUUAAAUAAGCCUGUUAUAUG
Messenger RNA from Notolabrus celidotus (New Zealand spotty), 5912 nucleotides. It is a transcript of the gene rasa3, whose product is annotated as RAS p21 protein activator 3. The record is from RefSeq and is a predicted model, not a curated record. Gene Ontology annotation, molecular function: GTPase activator activity. Gene Ontology annotation, biological process: negative regulation of Ras protein signal transduction; intracellular signal transduction; regulation of GTPase activity. Bases 242 to 2743 code for a protein of 833 amino acids. NCBI's taxonomy places the organism in Eukaryota, Metazoa, Chordata, Actinopteri, Labriformes, Labridae. The transcript has 24 exons.